UGCCAUUGUAUUUAAAGGCUAAAUGUGAAGACGAGGUGUGUGAGCCGUACUUCCUGAUCACCAGCAUUCCAGUCGAUCAAAACAAGGCCACACUCUGCAGCUUUACUCAUCAGCACACACACACACACAUAUACACACACUGUGGGAGAAUAUCACACCUGGCGUCUGUGGGUUUUCGGGUAAACAUCAGAGUUGACAGAGAAGCCCACAACCCUAAGAAGAAAUUUUAAAUAAAAUGAUCCACAUGCAUCAUAAGAGAAGUAUUUAUUAGAACACCUGAACACUUUUGACUUGAAAAGAACUUGAUUGAGGACAUGGCUGCAAUUCACAGCGAGCGCAACAUCCGUGCUAAGAUCCAGGAAUUUGAGAAACAGCUUAACACUGACGAGAUCAGCGCGCCGACGCCACGACCCCGAAACGCUCCACGGCCAGCUGUAGCACCGAAACCCUCUGCGGUUCAGAGGGCCUCCUUCAGCAGCAGCACAGAAGAAGAAGAAAGAAACACGCAGACCUUUGAAGGGAACGGCUAUGGGGAGGUGAUGGGUUCGAACAGCACUCCAUUGGCUCCAUUUCCACCUCUGAGACCACUGAUGCCGAGAAAACCAUCGCUAACCUCGAGCGAUCAGGUCAAACCCCAACCUCUGAUCAAACCUCCUCCUCCGUCGUCUCGCCCCUCGCAGCGCAGGUCUAGACCUCUGAACUCCCAGGAGGAGGACGCUGUCUUCAACGCGCCUACAUUACCUCCGCGUACCGUGCAUAAUGGUCAUCAGAACGUCAGCAGUCACAAUAGCAUCCGAGAGAACGAAUACGUGGACGCUCCUGUUAGUCCCGCCUUCCCUAACUUGUCCAACGCAGCCUCUUUCACCAACGCAGUGACUCGCAGGCCGACCAUCAUCAGAGUUCCCAGCAAACAGGAACAGGAAGUGUUGGAUUGUUUCACUUCUGCACCUCAUGUUCAGAGAGCUAUAGGAGGCCCUCCACCCUCCCUCGGCCACAAGACUCAGGACUGGACUCAGAACUUGUUCAAUUCAGUCCAACCAGCUUUGCCUCCACGCCCUGGUGGGGGUAAAGUGCUUCCACAACGUCCCCCUCUUGCUAAACCUACCCCGGGACGCCCUCCUCAGCCACGGAGAGACAGCGUCCUGCGUAACUCCACGCUACAGUCACAACAACCCAACAACCCGAGGCGUAGUGUGUCAAAGAAAGCGCCUGUGCUUCCACCAAGACCUAAUCCCGGACAUCGGCUCUACAACAGAUACACGCUGGAAAUCCCUCAUGCCAUCGCUGACUACGACUACAACGGCAUGCACACCGGAGAACUCUCCUUUCAGAAAAACGAAGUGCUGGUUCUGCUAAGCCAAAUAGACAACCGAACUUUCGAGUGCCAAGUAGGAGACACGAAAGGAACGGUGCAGAAAUCCCACAUGAAGGUCAUCACACCGCUAUCGAAUUACUCUCAUCAUGACGACAAUCGAGCGGCACAGCAGGAGAGCGCUUCAGGAAACAGCGGUCUGCAGGUCCAAGCACUUUAUGACUUCAUCCCAGAGAAUCCUGGAGAGAUCAUGCUAAAGGCCGGAGAUGUCAUUAUUAACGCAGAGCCAAUAGACAGCGACUGGUAUUUGGGGACGUCCAAAGGGAUCACGGGCUUCUUCCCCAUCAACUACGUCAAAACCUUGCCCAAGUUGCAUUCUCUUGCAUCCGCACCUGCAUCUACACCAACACCUGCACGUGCGCCUGCUACAUCUCAGAAAGUCAGCGGCCCACGGUGUAUGGCGAGAUUCGACUUCGAGGGCGAGCACAGCGACGAGCUCUCGUUUUCCGAAGGCCAGGUGAUCAGACUCCUGGAGUACAUGGGAGAGGACUGGGCUCGCGGCGAGAUCGGCGGCCGUGUUGGAAUUUUCCCCCUUAACUUUGUGGAAAUACUGGAGGACCUUCCACCUUCGCCUGCAAAGAAUCAGAGCAGGAUUCCUCUGCCAGGAAUGGCUGCCUCAAACCACAUGCAAGCUCUGGCUUCAACAAAUAAUCAGGCUUAUGGAGUGGAGCGGGUGAAGGCCCUGUACGACUUCACGGCAGAAGCGGCCGGUGAUCUGUCGUUCCUCAGCGGUGACGUGAUAGAAGUGAUAGAGCACAUUGAUGAGGAAUGGAGCCACGGAAGACUGAACGGCAGAGAAGGGUUAUUCCCCAUGUCCUUCACACAGCCACACACAGGUGGUUCCUCACACCGCUGAGCGCCUCAGCAGACGGAGGGGAAAAGGAAGAAAUGACCGAACUCCAGCAGUGUGGACUGUCUCCCAUAACUCUGUGUCCUGUCCACACAGGAGGAGGAUUUAAUCUGAUGUUGUGAUGUGCUUGAGUGUGUGUUAGUGUGUGUGUG
Clarias gariepinus (North African catfish) is the source of this 2374-nucleotide messenger RNA. It is a transcript of the gene sh3d19, whose product is annotated as SH3 domain containing 19. Bases 315 to 2228 code for a protein of 637 amino acids. Lineage: Eukaryota; Metazoa; Chordata; Actinopteri; Siluriformes; Clariidae. Gene Ontology annotation, biological process: protein transport to vacuole involved in ubiquitin-dependent protein catabolic process via the multivesicular body sorting pathway. Gene Ontology annotation, cellular component: ESCRT-0 complex. Gene Ontology annotation, molecular function: protein binding. The record is from RefSeq and is a predicted model, not a curated record. The transcript is spliced from 15 exons.